This is a messenger RNA of Siniperca chuatsi (mandarin fish), 1246 nucleotides long. RefSeq lists its product as uncharacterized. The transcript has 3 exons. NCBI's taxonomy places the organism in Eukaryota, Metazoa, Chordata, Actinopteri, Centrarchiformes, Sinipercidae. The record is from RefSeq and is a predicted model, not a curated record. The coding region runs from base 108 to 986 and encodes 292 amino acids.
CCAGGGUGAGGUUUUGGGCAGUCAGAGUGGCUGUAAAAGAAGUCAAGAGUGGCAAGUGUUUUCAGUAAUUGCAUUGCCAUGAAGUGUAUGCUGACAUAACUGCAGGGAUGUGUGUACCUCUGGUGGUUUUUCUCAGCGCCAUUGUGCUUCACUCUGUGUCAGCUGGAGGUGUGUAUUGUGCUAAAACAGCAAGAGCCCGUGCAGCUGCCUUGGGUUUGGAUUAUCCUGGAGUCCAUGGGGCUCCUCAUCUCUAUGGACCAGCUCACCAUGGGAUGCACCCCGGCACAAUGCCAUUCAGACCUCAACUUUACAAUAACAAUGAUCAUGAGUUUUCUGAAACUGGACCUAAUAUGGCAUCCUACAGACAAAGUCAACCAGGAGUGAGAUCCCUAGAUGACAAAAUACAUAAACGAGCUUACCCCAGGAGUUUUGAAUCCACCUAUCUACUGAACCAUGGCACUUACAAUCCAGUUCAAAGUGAAUACACCACCGACCAAGUGCUUAGCUUUCCCAGAGGACAGUCAGUUAUUAACCGCAAGUCCAAUUUUGAGGAGGUCAAGCAUGUUGCCCCUCCAACUCUGUCUGAAGCCCCAGGCCAGCCUGACCUUGUGAAUUGGGAUCCUCAAGGUCGCAACAAGCCGCUCUCAUUUGUCUACAACGCUCAUGACCUUGUUGUUGAGUCUGUCCCAGAUAGACGUCCAUCUAGUGGGCUCCCCCUGCCCCAAAGCUGGGGUCAUGGCACCUACCAGAGGGGUCUAACUGGAUAUGGCCUGGGAAGAGAAGUUCCUGUCCUUGGUUCAUCUCGCUUCACCAGCAAAGACCCCGUCAGAGCGAUGACUAGACAAGGUCCUGCUGUUGGCAGACUGAAUAAGAUCAGGUUCCCUGUCAAUCUUGCUCAGCCCCUGCACAGAAGCCUCAGUGUCAAACCAUUUGUUCAAGGGUACCCUGUUCUUAGACAUCUGAUAAAACCAAAAUCAGGUCAAUAAGUCAGUGAACUAAAGGGUCUGACCCAUGGCUUGGCUUUCUUGUUAAAUAGUGUCCCUGUGAGGAGUUAAGUUAACAGGCAAGCAUUUUGUGAAGGGAAAAACCAUGUGAUUUCAGAAUCCAUUUGUCUGCUUCUUUCAGUCAAGGUUAGAGGAAAACCAAUGUCCAACUUAUGUGUACAAGCUCCUGCAUUUCUGCUUCCUCACCUGUUGCUUUUAAAACAAGUCACAUUGUACAAUAAACAUAAAAUUACAAAUGGUUA